Messenger RNA from Vigna angularis (adzuki bean), 2731 nucleotides. RefSeq names its product transcription termination factor MTEF18, mitochondrial. The transcript has 2 exons. Gene Ontology annotation, cellular component: chloroplast. Gene Ontology annotation, biological process: regulation of DNA-templated transcription; chloroplast organization. The record is from RefSeq and is a predicted model, not a curated record. The coding region runs from base 224 to 1882 and encodes 552 amino acids. Gene Ontology annotation, molecular function: double-stranded DNA binding. Lineage: Eukaryota; Viridiplantae; Streptophyta; Magnoliopsida; Fabales; Fabaceae.
GAAAUUGAGGGUUGUAAAAAUAUUUAUAACUAACCCAUCUCCGCCGGAACAUGAGUUGGGACAUAGUUGACUGUGGGCUUUGGCGUGGCUUCUGAAACGCAUCAACAUGGCAGUGGGUUCGCCCUAGCUGCGCCGUUGACCCAAAGAUGUGUCUUCUCUUCCAUCUAACUUCACUCUCCACGUUUCUCUAUCAUCACCCCUCCGAAACGACGCCGUACCCACGAUGUUCCCCUUUCGAAAACUCCACGCUCAGUGCUCCUUCUUCCUUCUUAAACCCUGCCAAAACCCUAGACUUCAGAGCACGAAAUCCGCUACCAAAUUCGCCGGAAAAGCCACCCUAAAAGAAGCCCAAGCCGCAUUGCUCGAGUACCUCCACUCCACGCGCAGCCUUAACUUCUUAGACGCCGACAACAUGUGCAGAAACUCGCCCUCCUUCAUCCAGGAUCUCCUCGCCAAAACCCACUCGCACACGCCGCACGUGAAUACCAAGCGCUCCAUCUCACGCUACCUCCGCUACCACCCCAUCAACGAGUUCGAGCCCUUCUUCGAGAGUGCGGGUCUCUCCCCUUCCGAGUACGCGCCCCUUCUCCCGUCUCAUAUGAUUUACCUAAACGACGACGUUGUGCUCAUGGAGAAUCACAAGGCUCUCUGCAACUUCGGGGUACCCCGCACCAAGAUGGGGAGGGUUUUCAAACUCGCACCUCAGGUUUUUCGGUAUAAACCCGGGAUCUUGAUCUCGAAGCUUCAGGAAUACGAAAACCUCGGUGUUUCGCGGAAGACUUUGAUCAAUGUGGUUGCUUCCAACCCCUGUAUUUUGGUUGGGGGUGUUGAUUUUGAUUUUGUUAAGGUUUUCGAAAUGUUGAAGAGUGUUAUUGGAAAGGAUUGUGAUUGGAUUGGAGAACAUUUGUUGAUUAACAAGGGUUGUUGUAAUUGGAGGGUGAUGUUUCAUGUUUUGACUUUGCUUUCUAGGGUUUUCAACGAGAAACAAUUGGGUGAUUUAAUCACCAGUAGCCCUGGAUUGAUUUUUGAGGAAUCUGGAGGUUGUGCGUUAUCCUUGAUUGGCUUUUUGUUGAAAUUUGGAUUGUCUGUAAACCGGGUUUGUGUCAUGCUGCACGAGUUUCCGGAAAUUCGGAUUGUGAAAUUUUUGUCCAAUUUAAGAUUGUGUUUUCUGUUCUUGACAGAGAUUGAGAUGGAGGCUUCGGAGAUUGGGAGGAUUUUGCAGUCUCACUGCUUGGUGUUGGGUUCCUUCACUAUAAAGAGAACGAUUACUUUACUUACUAACUUGAAUGUUGGAAAGAAGCGACUAUGUAAAGUUGUGAAGGAUGAUCCUCUGGUAAUGAAGAGUUGGGCUUUGGGAAGGAGGAUUGAGCCUCUGGUUAACUCUUAUUUGGAGUGUGAAUCCAAGGCGCUGAAGAAGGAGUUCAUGCUGAGCUUGGGGUACGAAGAGAACUCCAAAGCAAUGAAUGAGUCGAUUAAGUUGUUCAGGGGUAGGGGAGCUGAGCUCCAGGAGAGACUUGACUUUAUUGUUAAUGCUGGGUUGGAUUAUGAGGUUGUCUGUAAGAUGAUUCGAGAGUCCCCGCGGAUUCUUAGUCAGACCACGGAUAGGAUCAACAUGAAAAUUGAGUCUCUUGUGAAUGAAGGAUAUGCAAUGUCGGAUUUGGCUAGUUUUCCUUCCUUCCUUUCGUAUUCGGCUCAAAGGGUUAAGCUGAGGUUUUCAAUGUAUAAUUGGCUAAAAAAGCAUGGAGCUGCAGAAGCAGGGCUUGCUUUGAGCACUAUAAUUGCAUGCUCUGAUAAAGCGUUUGAGAAGAUGUACGUAAAUCGCCAUCCCUCUGGCCUUCAAGUUUGGCGGGAUUUAAAGGCACAAAUUUCUUCUAUGGCUUAGUUGUUUGAAGAAAUCCUCCACUUCGAUUGUAUUAUUUGAUGAAAGCAAACAUGAGAUAAUAUAUCGAGUCUUUCGCAGAGACUAAUUGCUUCUGACGUGGAUAAUAAUGGACUAAUUUUUCAACCUGGUUGUGGUUCUGCGUCAGAUAAUUUCGCAUCCCCUGUUUUCACCAUAUUUUAAGGAUGAUUGAACUGCAAGUUUUAUUCUGGAAUAAGUCACUUAAAGUUGGUAGACAUGGUGUGCGCAUUGCAGAUAGCCAAUUGAAGAUCAGAUGUCACAGAACGACUAAUAUAUGCAGGUUUUCAUGAGCUAACAUCUAGAGGAUUGCUGAUUGCUGAUAUUUAUCACACUUCUUGUAGAUGGAAAGAACGUUGGCUAGAUAGAACAGACAUUGUCAAUAUCACCUUCUUACCCCAGUUACAUUGCAGAUCGCUAGGGUUUAAUUUAUAGUCUGACUACAUCUGUUCCUCAAGGAUGAACCACACCAGCAGUGGAGCUGUUGAGGAUGAGAAACUGUAUUUCACAAUUGAAAUUAGAUGAUCAGGUUUGCUGGGUUGAAUAAAUUUGUUGAUAUGAUUAUGUUUCCAGCCAAAUAAAUUGUGAAGAGGAACAUACAUGCUCACCGCAGCUUGGCAUUAUGUAACAGUAUGCUUCUGAAAUCAGACACUGCAAGUUUUGAUGUAAGUAGCAGAUGAUUAAAGCUUGGACUGAAGUUGGAACUCGUUAAAUGGCAUCAUUACAAAGGGACAAUAGCCCUAUGGCGGACCCAACUACCAUGUUCCAUUUAUCAUUUUGGAUUUGAUUUUGAGUGUGUGUUAAGUAGUAUUUAAUAUAUUUUAUUUUCUUUUA